UUUACUAAGUUAACAAUGAUUUUAAGAUAGAAGAUCAAAAUAUGUUCCAACUUCCAAGUUUAGUAAAAAUAACCAUAGUAACUAUCCUUCCAGUCAAGCAAACCCUAGUUAGAAGGCUAAUACACAUCCACCUAACUAAUACACAUCCACCAAACAAAGCACUGUUAAAAGAAAAACCCUUCCAAACCCCUCCCCACAAUAUUUUCCCAUUCCAUCCUGUUUUAUUCUUUCAUCUGGUUUCUUAUCACAUAUUGGGUUAUCUGCUAUCGACCUUCAGCCUCGGCAUUUUCGAAGGUAUGAUAACAUUUGUUCAUGGUAUUAUUACUUGAUUGAGCUUAUUUUUUGGUUUUUGAUGGAAUUAUGUCUGAGAUUUUGACGAAGUUGAGCACCACGUUCAUUAACAGGGUCUCGCGUCUUUCGGUUCCUGUGAUAUAGCGAUUUAUUCCGAGUCUUCACUCUUUGGAGAGACUUUGAUUCCAUUUCUUAAAAAUCAGCUAGAGUGAGAUAUAGGACAGAAUUAGGGAACAUUUAUCGGGUUUUUGUUUGUGUUUUUAUGUGGACGGAUGAUUUUAGAGAACUAAGUGUAACUAUUUUGGGGUUUUGAUGAAAUCGGGUAUUAUUUUGAUUUCCGAUGCUAGAUUUGUAAGAAUUAUGUUUCCUUUUGCAAAGUUUUUUUGGUAGUGUUGAUUAGCUUGAUAUGAUUGAGGGGAUGUCUAAGGAUUUUGGUUGUGUUAUCAUAUACCAUGAUUUGAAUUUGAGUUUCUAUUUGUCUCGUUUGAAUUUCAUGAAUUGAAGCCCUGUUGUCUUGGGUUUCUUUUAUCAGAGCAUAUGAAUGUGGAAAUUUGUUGUAGUUUGGAUAACGCUUAUAUAUUGUAUAUAUUAUAUUAUAUAUUUUCAGGGUAAAGGGAUAUUUUCUUUAGCAACAUGGAGGACAUACACCCACCAUGGCUGCGUAGUCUUUUGCAGUCAUCACGCACCCUCAUUCCAUCAUCACACAUCCAUGAAACUACUACAUAUGAGGCCCAUGGGUCGGCUAUUCAAUCUGAUUUUGAGGAAUAUAUUGAAAAGAUGGGAAGUCCCAUUUUUCCCAAGAAGCCACAAAAAUUGUCCAAUAAAGACUCUUCUCAGGCACAGGGAACAAAAGGUCCUAGAUUUGAGGAUGGCCCCAAUUUUGAUAUAGCUUUUAGGCUUUUCCAUGGACAAAAUGGUGUUGUCCCACUUUCUGAAGGAUCAUUGCAGUUUCCCCAAAAGGUGAAGGCUGAACGAGUGUCCAACCCGAUUGAUCCUAUAACAGCAAAGGUAGCCAGUGUUAACCUUUCGGAUUUUCGAGGGUUAUAUAGUCUUGAUUCAUUGAAGGAGAUGAUUGAGAAUAACCGAAGAAGGCGCAAAUCUUCCAAGGAAGACUCUUUGCAGGCCUGGGGAAUAAAAGAUCCUGAAUUUGAGGAUGACCCCAAUUUUGUUUUUCAUGGACUGAAUGGCGUUGUCCCACUUUCUGAAGGAUCAUUGCAGUUUCCCCAAAAGUUGAAAGUGGAAUCAAUGUCCCACCAGUUUAAUCCUUUAGCAGCAAAGGCAGCUAAAAUUAGUCUUUCAGGUUUCGGAGGGUCAUUUGGUUUUGAUGCAUUUGGCGAAAUGUUUAAGAAUCAACAAAAAAAGCACAAAUCUAACAAGAAAGACUCUUCUGAGGACUGGGGAACAAAAGGCCGUGCUAUUGUAACCAGUCCCCGUAUUGAUAAAGCCUUUAGCUUUUCCAAUGAACCAGUGUCUCAUCAACUUAAUAAUAAUUUCUCAUGGUUCGACUCUGGUUUUGGUGCAUUUAAAGAGAUGGGCUUCAACAAGCCUAAAAAAUCUAACAAGAAAGACUGUUCUAAGAAUGGAGACUUGAAUAUGGGUGGGAAUUGUCCUUCUACAAGCUCAUACCUUGGUUCAUAUUUUGAAGAUCCCUUCGAUAUAGCACCAACCGACUCACAAUUUUCAUCAUCCAUGUAUACCCCAUGGCACUAUGGAGACAUGUGGCAUUCAAAUGGUGCGCGUACAAGGUCAUGUAGCAACACUAUACCAAUUGUGGCCAAGCCAUCCAACAAUAAAAACAAAUGCAUGCCAGCAAUAUGGGGGGCAACAACCGCCUUAGCAAACAACUUUUUGCCUCAAUCAAUGCUCCCACGCAUGAUGGUGAUGUCAGCAAUUGGCAUGGCGACUAACGUCCCAUUAGGAAUGUGGCGACAACACACACCCACAUUCUCACCUUCUUGGUUCAUAGCCACCCUUGCAACUAUUCCUUUUUUGAUUCCCAUGUUUUGUGCCUCCGAUUUCAUGCCAAAACCCAUCAUCAUGUUUACACUUGGCGCCUCUGUCUUAUUGGGCCAAGUUAUUGGAUCUCUAGCUCAACAGUAUCGCCUCAGAGUCAUUCCUAUUGCUGCUACACCUCCAACUGUGACACAAGACUUGGUUGUUGCUAGGUCUAAUGGGGCAGAAGUUUCACCAUUCCAUAUUGAAGUGUCAAUAACUUUAUGGAGAUAUCGCGUUGUAUUUUAUGUUUCCUCACAAAAAAUUUCAUUGUGUGUGUCAUGUAAACAUACAUCACCUGAAACCCUAACACAAACCACCUCUGCAAACAACCUUGCACCUCAACCUAUGCUCAAACAGAUAUUCUUGGCUGGGGCAAUGGCAAUGGCUGCUAAAAUCCCAUUGGGGAUGUUGCAUGGUUUCAAAAAUUUUCAUUUUUUGGCCAAACUAUGUAACUGGGUUUUGAUGCAACCACAAACUACCAUGGCGUUAACAUUUGGUGGUUCUAUUCUGGGCAUGAUUGUUAGAUCUAUGGCUGAGCAGUAUCGCCUGGAACCCACUGCCGCCACACCUCCGCCUUCACCUGAGACAGAAGCUUCUGUUGAUGGUGGUGGUUCUGAUCAGGCAGAAGAGAUGGCAUUCCAUAUUAAAGUGGUGAUAUCUUUAUGGAGCUAUCUCAUCUCAUUAGACUCUUCUCCAUUGGAAUCUUCAUUCCUGGUGUCACAACAACUUGCAUUGCCAAGUUCAUCAGAGUGAAAGGAUAUAUCAUUUUUUUUGGUUGGUAGGAUUUGUUUGCAACAGCAUUAGAAUUGUUUCUUUUUUAGUUUUUUUGUUAUGUUUAGGGAGGUUUUUAAGUGUGUUGUCAUUUUAUCAAUUUCUUUUAUUAUCAGCUUGAUGCCAUACAAAAGAAACAUUGUUUUACUUGCAAUUGUAGAAAUGGUUUGGAAUUUUUUUGUUUGUGUUGA
This is a messenger RNA of Lactuca sativa (garden lettuce), 3248 nucleotides long. NCBI's taxonomy places the organism in Eukaryota, Viridiplantae, Streptophyta, Magnoliopsida, Asterales, Asteraceae. The record is from RefSeq and is a predicted model, not a curated record.